Molecule: messenger RNA, 5144 nt
Organism: Rhincodon typus (whale shark)
Lineage: Eukaryota; Metazoa; Chordata; Chondrichthyes; Orectolobiformes; Rhincodontidae
Gene: kcnj15
Product: potassium inwardly rectifying channel subfamily J member 15
Exons: 2
Coding region: 18-1187 (389 amino acids)
Biological process (GO): potassium ion import across plasma membrane; regulation of monoatomic ion transmembrane transport
Cellular component (GO): plasma membrane
Molecular function (GO): inward rectifier potassium channel activity
Source: RefSeq, a predicted model, not a curated record
GUCUGUAUUUGGCACCAAUGAUCACUUUCCUACUGCCUUCAAAUGUUGCAGAAAAAUUAACACGAUCAUUAUCUUUGAAAAUGGAGAACACCGAAAACAUUAGCAUGAUCUCCCAAGUUGCAAAACGGCGUGUUGUGUCAAAAGAUGGCCACAACAAUGUGAAAAUUGACCAAGUGGAUGGCUGGGCCUUCCUUUACCUGCAGGAUCUUUGGACCACCGUCAUUGAUAUGAAGUGGCGUUACAAGCUAACUCUCUUCACGGCAACAUUUGUGAUUACGUGGUUCCUUUUUGGCAUUCUCUGGUAUGCAUUAGCAUUUGUACAUGGAGAUUUAGAGCUAUUGCAUCCCCCAGCUAACCACACACCUUGUGUAGUGAACAUUGAAACUUUAACAGGAGCAUUCUUGUUUUCCCUGGAGUCCCAGACGACCAUUGGUUAUGGAUUCCGCUGUAUCACAGAGGAAUGUCCAUUUGCCAUUAUCCUGUUAAUCGUUCAGUUGGUCAUUACCACCUUGGCAGAAAUCUUCGUCACUGGUACUUUUCUGGCAAAGAUUGCAAGGCCAAAAAAACGCUCUGAGACGAUCAGGUUUAGCUACCAUGCUGCCAUUGCCAUACACAAGAACAAGCUUUGCCUCAUGAUCCGGGUUGCUAACAUGAGGAAGAGUCUGCUGCUUCAGUGUCAGCUUUCUGGGAAGUUCCUGCAUAAUCAUGUCACCGAGGAAGGUGAGACCAUCAAACUCAGGCAGGCAAAUGUGAAUUUCCAGGUGGACACUGGUUCUGAGAGCCCUUUCCUCACCUUCCCAUUGACAUUUUAUCACAUUAUUGACGAGAAAAGCCCACUGAACAGAUAUGCAUCGGCAACUCUAAGGGAUAAAGACUUUGAGCUAGUUGUCAUUUUAAAUGCCACAAUGGAGUCUACAGGAGCUGCUUGCCAGAUCAGAACCUCAUAUGUGCCAGAGGAGAUUCUUUGGGGCUAUGAGUUUGUCCCUCUUAUGUCGCUGUCCCCUAGUGGGAAAUAUCUGGUUGAUUUCAGUUUCUUUGACAAACUUAGGAAGAGUUCCAACCCUUUCUUUUCCUCUGGAGCGCUGAGGUAUGGGGACAUUGAUAAACUAAGACUUGAAGAAAAAUACAGAGAGGACGAACGGAACACAUUGUUCAGUAAGAUUCCAACUGUCCAUAGCAAUGUCUAGCAAAACAUUUGCACAGAAUAUAUCAGCGUAAGGAAGUUUUUUAAUCAAUAAACAACUGUCUGGUACAUACCGAGCCUUAAGUCUUACACAUCAAAAGAUUGCAUUUAGUCAAAAUCAAUAUUAGGUGGUUCCCAAUGAUCUUGUGUAACGAGCACUGUUAGUAAUUAUGUUAAUGAAAAAUGUAUUAUUUUUAUUUGAUUACUCACUUUGUCAAAACUGAAUCAUACGAUCCAUCCAUCAAUGUCUGUUGAUGGAGGACUCUGGUUCCCAAACCCAAGAACUUUCUCUAUUUUUCCCAAAUUUCAAAUGUGCCAUUUUACUUGUUGUCUUCCUACUCCUUGCUUCCCUACUGCGUUAAAAUCAAGAUUCUUCACAUUGUCUCAUACUUUAAUGUAUUCUUUUCUGGAACCUCAAAAUUGGGUAAGCAGCUCCCUCCCUCAAUAUUGACUUCCUCUUAUAAUUUACCACCUUUUAAAAUCCAUGGUAGAUGUCACAAAACCCAACACUGGCUAGGCAGUCUGUUACACAGCUUCUAAGUUACAAAACAGAACUGUAAUUUUCCAUCACAAACAAAAACAGAAAUUGCUGGAAAAGCUGAACAGGUCUGGCAGCAUCUGUGGAGAUAAAUCAGAAUUAAUGUUUCAGGUUGAGUGACCCUUCCUCAGAACUCAUACCCAGAACCCAUGUAAUUUUCCAAACCUGGAUUUGUAAUUAGUGUUAUGGAGAAGGGGAGGUUAAAUGAAAGAAAGUCCCUGAAAUUCACUUUAUAAAUAACAAGUAACAAUUUAUUUUUUUAACACUAACAAUAAACAAAUUAACAGAACUACCAACAAACUGAACAAUUCCCCCAAACUGCUAACUAUUUCCUACCUGAACAAAAUUCAACUGGUAUGCUAUUCUCCAGGACGUCCUCAUUAAUUAACUUAUUUUAAGGCACGUCAAAACCCAAAUCAUCUGGAUUUGAUUCCUAAUCUGAGGGGCAGUAACUAAUACCUGCUUCUCCAGUUCCUUGUCCCUAUCAUAGUAAGGUUUCAGCAUAUUCACAUGACAUACCCGAUAAAGUUUUUUCCUAUCUGGCAUCUUUACCAGAUAAUUCACCUAACUCAACUUCUCAAUCCGAUAAUGACCACUAAACAUUACUUUGAAGGGAUCUCCUACCACUGGUAAUAACACCUAUACUUUAUCCCCAUAGGCAAAUGUACAAAUUUUAGAUUUCUUUAUCUGCUUCUUGCUUCAUUAGAUGCUGUGCCAUCUUCAGAUGUUGUCUAGCUAAUUCACCUACUCUGUUUAAUCUUUCUCUCACCUCAGAUACAUAAUCCAACUGUGAGAUGUCUGACUUCACAUCUAUCAACUUUCAUUUCCAUCCUUUUACUUUGGUUAUCCUGUUUAAUUUGCAACUUCUGAAGUUCAAACUCUCUCUCUUUCUCCCUCUCUUCUCUCUCUUUUUCUCUUUCUUCUCUCUCUUUUUCUUUUUGUUUGGCUAGAGCAAUUCUUUCUUUUCCUUUUUCCUCUGCUUUUUACUGUAAUUCAAACCAUUUCAGUUCGCUUUCUUCCCCUUCCCCCCCGGCUCUUCUAACUCCAGUUGUCUAAUUUUCAAUUUAAGUUUUUCCAACUCCACUGCACUUGCCUGCUUCUCUAAUGUACCUAAAUGCGUGACCAACUCCAUCACAAUUUCAGCUUUCCUCUUAUCCCUAGGUAAACCCAAUUCUACCCUCUUCGCUAAUUCUAAAAGUAUACACUUCCUCUGUUUUUCUAAACUUUCUUGGCAAAGUUUGGGAAGCAUAUUCAAACCCCAGAACCUCUUUAGCAAUGUUAAGAGCCAUUUCCCACACUUUUGAUUUAACCAACCACAAGUAACUGAAAUUAAACAGAUUUUUCUCACCUAAAUUUUAUUUAAACAUCUAGGACACUAAUCUCCCAAGUCUGUUUUAAUCUGUCCAAAUCUAUUCAGAUCCCGUAAACAAACCAGCCAGAUUCCAGACUUCAGCCCCCAAACUGAUACGGAGAAGAGAGGUUAAAUGAAAGAAAAUCCCAGAUAUUCACUUUAUAAGUAACAAGUAAGAAUUAUUUAUUUAAUGCUAACAGUGAACAAAUUAACAGAGCUACUAACAAACUGAACAAUUCCCCCCAGCUCCUAACUAUAUCCUAACUGAAUAAAAUUUGACUGGUAUGCUAUUCCAAUACACACAAGUCCCAAUCAUAUAACCCAAGUAGUAAGAAAAUAGAUAAAUUAAAAAUUAGUCUCUCAAAAACCUACACACAAUGUGUCUUUCAAAAUGCGGUGCCUUCUCCACUGUCUCUCCAGUCAUAAACACCUGUCUUCUGAUGUUCUCAAGUGAUAAAUGCCUGUUUUCCGCUGUCAGGGAUGUUUUCUCUGUGAAGACUCUUAGUUAGAAGUGCCAUGGUACCUUUUAUGGAUAAGAUGGUGCUUUCUUAGAGAGCUUAGCGAUUUCUUUUGAGAGCUAGGUGCUUAUUUCUCAGAUGGCGGUUCGUUCUCAUACCAAUUUUCAAAAAUCCUCUCCUUAUAUACCUUGGAUGACAUAUCAAUUUUCUUCCAAUAGCAUUGGUCCGAGGUUGUCAAAACCAUCAGAUUUAAAUUCAAUUGGCUUUCAAUCGCUAAGUGCUUGGUUUAAAUUCAAUUGGCUGAUGCCAGCUAGUUGCCAAAACGUCAAAACAAGUCUAAGGUUUCACACAGACAAUUGAUACAUGUUUCCAUUUUAGACCUGGCUGUACAUUUUCAGCUACAUACAGACACUUUUUUUUCUAUGUAAAUCUCUAAGUUUAGAAAAGCACUUUACCUCUUAAAGGAACCACACACUCUAGGCAACUUUGUAACAUUAGCAACAUACUGCUAAUGGCUAAUGGAUUGGAUUGCAAUGAUCUAACCACAAUGUCUCGAUUUACCUAACUGUUGGAUUAACACUAUUUAAUCUUAACAGGGUGCCCUAUACUUACGGAGAUGAAUUUUGUGGCUCCCAUGCCAGGUAUGUUUUUGCUGUUAAUGAGUCAUGUAAAAUAUGAUGCAUGGCUAACCCAGCACAUCUACUCCUGAUGAAUUCCUCAUAAUAAGGUGUGGGUACACAUUGCACCCAAGCCCACCUACCUGACCCUAGGCACAUUGAGGCCCGUUACUGCUCCAUUAAGGGGCAAUUAUGGGCAUAAUUCUGCUUCUGCUGCCAUAAUAUGGUGGGGAUGGAAUUUGGACUGAAUUGGGCAGGUUGCAUUUUCAUCAACCCUUGUGAAAAGGUGGGAAUGAAGACGGAUCCUUUUCUGUGGGAAGUCCCCCCCAUGUCCAAAACCCAACUUCCUUCCCAACCCUGCCUGGGAUGCCAAUCACUCUUGCCAAAAAUCUUGGACUUAGCUAGGCCCAAUGUCCAUGCUGGUUUCUUUUACAACUGCAAGAGCUUCCGACCAAUCAGAUUGGCUGGCAGUUCUCGAGAGUGGGGCUUCUUUUCACAGAGUGGAGGAAGCAUCACACUGAGAUUGUUAGUCCCCCCCCACCCCCACAACCCAUAUAAUAUCAUUGUGGGGCAGCUGCUUUUAAAUUCAGCCAGUUUACCCCCACCCCUCCAUUAAAUUCGCCGCACAAUGUGUGGCCCAUGUUGAAUAUUUCUUAAUUGAUUGAAAAUAAAUGUGAUUUAUGUCAGUGAAUAGGUGAAUUUUUAAAAAAAGUAAUAGUUAAUCCCAUAGAAAUAACUUUGGUUCUUAUGGUGACAUUUUGGUGGAACACAUAUUUGUUAAAGUCUUAUAUUGAUCUUGAUAAACAACUGAUGCAACUAAUUUGAAUAACCUAUUAGUGGCAGGUCAUGCUGUUAAUAACUGGAAAACAUUUUACAGUUCCUUUAAUAUGUAUGGUUACCGUUUACUUUUACAUUUCUGUGAAACUGAGAGAUUUAUUUAAUUACUUAAUGCUUCCACCUAUUUAUGUCAAUAACUAAUAAACUAAUUAAUUGAAAA